Messenger RNA from Oryctolagus cuniculus (rabbit), 2205 nucleotides. RefSeq names its product MARVEL domain containing 3 (gene MARVELD3). The record is from RefSeq and is a predicted model, not a curated record. Gene Ontology annotation, molecular function: structural constituent of myelin sheath. Lineage: Eukaryota; Metazoa; Chordata; Mammalia; Lagomorpha; Leporidae. Gene Ontology annotation, biological process: myelination. Gene Ontology annotation, cellular component: membrane.
CCAGGUGAGCCGCCCGCCGCCCCGCCCCCGGGCUUGGCCACCUGCCCGGGAAACUUGUGGUUGGCUGUUGCCCUCGGGUCGCUCCCGAGUGGGGACAGAGAGACAAGCCAUGGAAGAUAGGUCGGGGACUCGCGGGGCCCGGCCGAGAGAGCGCGACCCAGACCGGCGCCCCCGUUCGGAACGAGACCGCCACCCGGAGCGACCGCGGGACAGACCCGGGGACCGGCGCAGGGAGCGAAACGGCGACGCGCGGAGGGCCGGGGACCGGGACAGGGGGAGGGACCGAGACCCCCACCAGGACAGACCCAGGGACGCGGGCCGUCGCGCAGGUGGACAAAGAGAGUGGGAACAGCCCCGCCAGAGCCGGGCGCGGGACGCAGCCCCGCCCCCCUGGCCCGCGCCCUGGGAAACCCCGGAGCCGCCGCCCCAGAGGAAGGAGGGCUUGGGCCGCCGCGGCCCGGACAGUGAACCCGCUUCCGGGAGAUACCUGCCCUCGAACCCCAGGCCCGGGCUGGAGGAAGUGGAGUUUUCGCAGUCAGAGGCUGAAGGACUGCUGGACUGCCACAAGUGCAGAUACCUGUGCACCGGGCGAGCCUGCUGCCAGAUGCUGGAGGUUCUGCUGAACUUGCUGAUCCUGGCCUGCAGCUCUGUGUCUUACAGCUCCACUGGGGGCUACACGGGCCUCACCAGCCUGGGGGGCAUUUACUACUACCAGUACGGGGGCGCCUACAGCGGCUUCGACGGUGCCGACGGGGAGAAGGCCCGGCAGCUGGAUGUCCAGUUCUACCAGCUCAAGCUGCCCACGGCCACGGCUGCCAUGGCCUACGGCGGAGCACUCACGGCCUUCUCCUGCCUUCUGCUCCUCGUGGGUGUCCUGCGGGUCCCGUGGCACUGCCCCCUGUGGCUGGUGGCCGAAGGUGUGCUGGACGCGCUCGUGGCCGGGGCGUACAUCCCCGCCUUGUACUUCUACUUCCAGCACCUGUCCGCCGCCUACGGCUCCGCCGUGUGUAAAGAGAGGGAGGCGCUGUACCAAAGCAAGGGCUACAGCGGCUUCGGCUGCGGAUUCCACGGCGGCGACAUCGGCGCCGGGGUCUUUGCGGCCCUGGGCAUUGUGGUCUUUGCCGCGGGGGCUGUCCUGGCCAUCAGAGGUUACCGGGAGGUCAGGAAGCUGAAAGAGAAGCCCGCAGCAAUGCGUGACUUCUAGGAUUUUCCCAACGCUCUGUCAAGUGGUCCCUCACGAGACCAGCCCGCCGGGAACCGGCCGGUGCCGGAGAGGCAUAGCUCCCGGCUGCACGGAGGGGCAUUCGCUGAACCAGUCCGGGUUUCUGGAAUCUUCCGUUGGUGAAGAACAAUCAAAAUAGCAAACAUGGAGCCCAGGACCCACAGGGAAAAGGCUUACGCUGAGCCAAGUGCACUUGCAGGUUACCUACAGGGAGAUGCGCAGGUGAGUCUGAAGAAACUGCUCGUCAAAGUUCUCGAAAAGCCACAGAGACUUCGCAGCCCGAACUUGUCUAACCACAGCCGAGGAGUCGGCAAGUUUUCCAAGCGAGCCCUCGGGGCCUCCCAGCUCUGGGGUUCUGUGGGCAGCGCGGGUGGGGUCCUGGGGAGGCCACUCCUGGAACACUGAAGCUGGAGGCGCGCGUGGGCUGAGGGCAGAGGAAUCACGCGGAUUCACUGGGGCGCCAAGAGGCGACUGCACUGGCCCUCACGACGGCCCCGGAGGCGCAGUAAGGGUUUUGUGCCUCUCGUCACUGCCGCUGUAUGAAGGACUAAAGCCAACAUCGGGAACUUGGGAGGCUUCCAGGAAAAAGGGACCGUGGAGUCUUUCCCAGCAGGAUACGCGUCUUGGCCAGAUGCCUCAUGGGCUCUUCCUGCACGGUAAAUCAUGACGUCAUGACAAAAUAUCCCAUACGUCCUGUGCUUCACAGGAAUCCGGGAAAACUUUAGUGAUGAUGGUUCUCUUCGCCAUAAGUUCUUAUUCCCUUAAAUGCUCACAAUGUGUUGCUUUUAGGAUGUGAGUUCCAUUUGGGUUUUGAGAGGAGGCAUAGGUCCUUCUUGGAGUAUAUAUAGAAUUUUUUGAAGAAUACAAAAGAAAGUCUUAACAGUUAUCCUCCUGAAGAGAAGGGUUUUUUUUUUUAAAUUUUCACUUUAUGUAUGGCUUGAUUGCACAUGUAUUUAAAAAAUAAAAAACAAAAGGAAACCCUG